This is a messenger RNA of Paramecium sonneborni, 2589 nucleotides long. NCBI's taxonomy places the organism in Eukaryota, Ciliophora, Oligohymenophorea, Peniculida, Parameciidae. The record is from the annotation of a GenBank genome assembly.
UUAAGUUAGAGGAUAACCGUUUGGGAUAUAUUUAAUCCUUCCAUAAUAUUUUUAGACAUUAAUAAAAUAAAAAAUAAUGAAAUUGCCAGAUAGAAUUACUCAAACUUAUCAAAAUUAUAAUAUGUUAGCAAGAGUGAGACUAAGUGAUAAUCCACAGAAGAUGAUUGAGUUUACAAAAGAGAGUAUUUAAAUAAGAGUACAGAAUUAUUUAAUUUAAGGAUCCAACUAAUAAAAAUACAGAUUGCAAGAAAGUUAAAUUUUCUUCAGUUUGUACAAAUUAGGAAAAUACGUUUUCAGUAAUUCAACCUAUGAUACAGAAACUAAUAGAAGGCCAUAAUGCUUGUGUAUUGAGUUAUGGAUAGACAGGAAGUGGAAAAAGCUACACAUUAUUCGGUUAGGAAGGAGAAGAAAAUAUAACUGAAUAGAAGGGUAUAAUAAUAAGGGCUAUGGAGUAUCUUCUUUCUCAAAAGUAAGAAAAAGAAAAAACUGUAGAAUUUGUAAUAUCAAUAAGUAUGGCUGAAAUAUUUUUGGAAUAAAUUAGAGAUUUGGGUAAAGCUUAUUAAUUUCGUUAAUCAGGAGAUAUGAAUCAAAUAAUAUAAAAUUAUAUGAAUGAAAAUCUUUAGAUCCAGGAGAAUGCAAAUGGACAAAUAAUUAUCGAUGGAUUAACUUAAAUAAAUAUAAGAUCUGCUUAAGAAUUGAAUGAUGUAAUUUAGAUGGGUCUAAAAUUAAGAAAAAAACUUGAAUAAUAAAGAAAACCAUUUGGCUAUAAAUGUCAUACAAUAAUUAGUGUAUGUCUAGUUUAAAAAGAUAAGGAGUAUGAUAAUAUGCCAUUUAUGAAUUCACUCAUCUAAUUUAUAGAUUUGGCCGGUUCAGAAAGAAUAGCAAAAAGUUUUAAUAAUGAAGGAUAGUUUGAAGAAGCUGUUUUGAUUAACUAAAGUUUAGCUACUUUAUCUAAAUGUUUGUCAGCAGUUUUUUAGAUGAAUUCUAAAAAAAUUGCCACUAAAGAUUCAAAAUUGACUAGAAUCUUAUAAAAUUGUCUUAAUAGUUAAGUGACUUUAAUAAUUCAUUUAAAUCCAAAUGAAAAUAAUUUUGAAGAAUGCUUAUCAACUUUAUAAUAUGCAGAAAAAAUAAUAGGAUUGACAACAGCUUAAAUAACAGAUGAUAAUUCAAAUUAAUUGGGUUCUUUUCCUGGGUAAGAUAAAUUAAUUAAUAAACUCUAAAAUGAAAUUUAGGAAUUAAAAUAAAAGAUAGAGUUAAUGACAAGAGAACAUAAAUAAUAAAUAUUAGAUAUCAAAAAAUUAUUAGGAAUAGAUUUAGAUCAACUAACAAUUGAAGAAUUGAAGAAAUUAAAAUAAUAAAAGGAGGCUCUACAAAAAUUGGAAGUAGUUACAAUUUAAUUAAAUGAAGCUGAGAUAAUGAUAGAUAAAUUAUAAAAAGAAAAAGAGUUAUUGAAAAAAGAGGAGAGUGUAAAAUUAGAAAGAUAUUAAUGCAGAAUAAUUGAAUUAAAUGAAGAUAAUAGAAAGUUAAAAGGGUUUUAAGCAGAAAAGAAAAAAUAACUAGAAUAAAUUGAAUAGGAAAAAAAUGAUAAAGUUUUAGAGACUGUGUAAAAAUAAUUAAAGCAACAUCAAGAAGAGAUAGAAAAAAAAGUGAGUGUUAUUAUUAAUUUACCAUAAGUAAUAUCAGCAAAAACUUUAGAAGUUUAAAAACAUGAAGACAUCAAAAGAUUGGCAAAACUUGAAUUAGAAAAAGAGUAAAAAAAACUUUAUUGUAAAUUAGGUAUAAAUAACAUAUGGAAAAUUUGAAGUUUGAGUAUGCAAAAUUGUUGUAAGAUAGUACAGAUUAAUAUGAAAAAUACUUAUAAAAGAAAAAUGAAGAAAUAGAGCACUUUAUUAAUCAAUUUAAAAAAUAUUAAGAAAAAAAGAAGUAAUUCACUUAAAUUAAUUUUAUAGAAUGUAAAUAAGAGAUAUAAAGUCUGAAACAUUUGAUUUAUUUGAUAUAGUAAUGAAAACAUUUAGAGUGAUUGAAAAAAUAGAGAAUGGGGCUUAUAGUUCUGGAAUAAGAUCAUUCAAUAUUCCUGCUACGGAUAAACCUUAAAUACCUACUAGAAACAGAUUUAAAAAGUAAAUUCUUAUUUAUGAUAAUAUUUUGUUAGCCUUUUCAAAUAUCUUGAUGAAAGAAGUUUAAAUAAUACUAAAUAAGAUGGAACUAAAGCUAAGGUUACAUUAUAACCUAUGUAAAUGUCAUAGUUUUUAGAAUCUAACUAUAUUAAACUGAAUCUUACAGAAAUGCAUGAACCAACUUUAAGAUAGUUUGCUAAUAUGAUAAGAGAUGAAUUUGUCUAAGUGUUAGCAAGAGAAAAAGAACUAUAAAAACGAGUAGUUGAAUUAGAGAUUCUAUAAUCAAAUAAUGAUCUAAAUACUUUAAUCAAAGAAAGAGAUGAAUAUAAAUAACUGUAUUUAUAAGAAGUCAAAAAGGUCAAUUAAUCUAAAAGAAUCAUAUCUGGAAAAUCUGAGACUCAUCCUAAUAUUUUAAUAAGACCUUUAACCCAACAAAAUUCAAGAUAUAGGUUGUGAUUUAUGGCAAUUUGAU